AUGAACAAAAAAGUUCCGAAAACUGCCGCAUCUCUAUUCACCAUUCGCCAAAGGGAGGGUGAAACUUUGAGAGACUACAUCCACAGAUUCGUGGACGCAGUGCACGAAGUUCUCCAUGUUAAUCAUGAGUUGUUGGCUAGUAUCAUCCAACAGAACCUACUACCGGGAAGAUUCAAGGAGUCCAUAGCCGGCAAGCCCCCUAGCACUAUGGAAGAUUUGCUCGUGCGGUCCCUGAAAUACAUUCGGAUUGAGGAGUCUAAUACUUUAGAUCCUUCCUUUAGCGGCAAAAGGAAAGGUCGGGAAGAGGAAAAGGAGCCGAAAAAGAAAGAGGAACGCAAGCACGUACCUCCGGCGGGGUUUGCUCACUACACCCCCUUGAACGCUCCUAGGAGGGAGAUAUUGAUAGUGGCGGAACAGCAAGAGCUAAUCAGUCAAUGGCCGACAAAGAUGAAAGAUAACCCCAAGAGAGUCAAUUCCGAUAAGUAUUGCCAUUUUCACCAGGAGAGGGGACACACGACGGAGGAAUGCCAUCACCUGAAGAAUGAGAUAGAAAAAUUGAUCCAGCGGGGACACUUAAAGGAAUAUGUCAACCAUUAUCUACAAGGACGCCAGUUUGACCGUGGGCCGAAUGUGCCAACUCCUCAUGAUGAUAACUAUCCCACCGCAGGAGUUAUCCCGUGA
Molecule: messenger RNA, 681 nt
Organism: Sesamum indicum (sesame)
Lineage: Eukaryota; Viridiplantae; Streptophyta; Magnoliopsida; Lamiales; Pedaliaceae
Source: RefSeq, a predicted model, not a curated record